Messenger RNA from Contarinia nasturtii (swede midge), 6262 nucleotides. It is a transcript of the gene dpr14, whose product is annotated as neurotrimin. The transcript is spliced from 9 exons. Gene Ontology annotation, cellular component: neuron projection membrane. Bases 1711 to 2664 code for a protein of 317 amino acids. Gene Ontology annotation, biological process: synapse organization. The record is from RefSeq and is a predicted model, not a curated record. NCBI's taxonomy places the organism in Eukaryota, Metazoa, Arthropoda, Insecta, Diptera, Cecidomyiidae.
AUUGCAGAGUGGUUCAGUAAAUACAGCAGGAAGAGUUGAAGUCGCGCGACACAAAAUCGACCCUUGUCAGUCGUUCUAUUGAAACCUUUUAUCACCACUUCGGUCGGUGUGCAGCCAUUCAUCCACUCCAAUAUAAGAAUUGAAAACCACAUCAUUUGGUUGCAGCCACUUUGCAUUGCGAAUACAAUCUUCAACAAUAACAUUGCAGCUAGUGUGUAUCACUGCAUGCGGUGAUGGUGGUGGUGGCGACAUACACAGUUCAGAAGCAUCAUGUGGCAAACUGUUAACGCUAACACAAUUAGUUGUAUCGUGAGAAUGCAUGCACCGCACAAAGCAUCAACAUGUCAUAUGCCAACGACAAUCGUCAGAAAAGAACAAUAAAAGCAUAAACAAAACAACACAAUCGAGUUAUAUGCGUGCAAGUGCGCAUUUGGAUAUCGUAUCCGUGUAUGCAGACCACGCAUCAGCGACGAAUGCGACGACAAAACACACAAAUUAUGAGAGGAAUAUGAAUUUCUGCUUUAAUUUGUCGUUGCAGUGAUAAAAGUCCAAUAAAACAUCAAAGAACAUUCAACCAACGGAAUCGGGUAAUGCAUGCAUUUUCAUAAGGCAAACAAUAUUACAUCGCAAAAAGAGCAUACUAACUUCGUUUAGUUUUGUCAUUGAGAAUAAUUUUUGAUUCUGCUGUUGUGCGAUACGAGGCACAACAAUUGACUCACCAUCGAAAGGCCCACAAGGGACACAUAUACUCAUAUAGUGCCAUAUAAAUUCAAAAACAUCGGAAGCUAAAAAGAGACAGUAGAUAAAUGUCAAACUUUUGGCACUCAUACACAAAGCAAAAUCAAAUUAAAUCGUAGUGAAUGAGAAAUAAGAUUAAAAAUAUGAUUAUAUUGUGAGCUUUUAUUAAUUUUAAUGUAAAAUUGAGGUCAAUUUAACGAUACUCUCUACAAUUCAAAAACAUCAUAUUUGAUGGAAAUAUUUUAAAAAUUGACAUUUUUAUGCUGCACAAAAACCUGACAAUUUAAUGCGCAAAAGAAAAAAAAAACAAUUUAUAGAACAAUAAAGACGAUUAAAAUAAAUCAGCACAAGAAAAUAAAAGCAGAAAAACCGAACCUUUUCGAUUUUACAAUGGCCACUGCUGAUGUAACUGCCAAUUUAUUCAUUCGUAAUACAAUAUGAGAGAGAGAAAAAAGGUUCUUCUAAAGUGAUCAUUGUACAUUGUAGUGUUUAAUGUGUAAUUGUGCCACACGAAAAAAAAAAUCCACUGAAAAUUAUAUUGAAAUACACAUGAAAACCGCAGCAGAUACACAAACGAAAAAAAUCAUAUGCGAAUAGUAUUAUUGUUAUCAUUGUGCAAAUAUAAUAGAGCAAAAACCCCGGAGCAGACAGUGAAAGUAAAGUUUAAAAACAAACAACAAAAAAAACCAACAAUGACUGUGCAUUGAAUUCUCAAACAAUGUGCUCGCAAAUGAUAACCGAAUGAAAUAUAUUCGUAAAUAAAUUGAAUUUAUUUUAAUUGCAGACAACACUGAAAAAACAACAUUUUGAAUAAGUGUUUGGGUACUUCAUCCGUAACAACAAUUAAGAGAUAAAUACGUAUUUAACGAUACGAAUAAACACACAAACCGCGCCGAACCGCGCACACAAUACAAAAACAUACUUAUUUGGUCAAACAUCUGCCUGGGAUAAAUACACAUACACACAGUCGCCAUGAAGAGGAAAUACAAAAUCGGAUGGGCGCUCUUUUUCUACAGCAUAUUAAUGAAUUUCAAAACGAUAAAACUAUCAAUUGUUAAGCCGCGCGAGGGAGAUCCGUUUGAUUCGUUUCCAAAAAAUUUUUGGCAAGAAUUUUCAUCACCAUUUACCGAUACGCCCGAAGAGAAUGAAAUCGAAGACGGCGAAGAGACAACAACACACGAACCAUUCCCAUAUUUCGAUGAACCCAACGGUAGUGUCAAUGUUACAACACAUUUAGGAAAUAGCGUGUAUUUACAUUGUCGAGUAAAUGAUUUAAACGGUAAAACAGUAUCAUGGGUACGAAGAAAAGGCGAUGAACUCAAUUUGAUAACUUUUGGGCGUCACACGUACAGCAGUGAUUCGAGAUACUCUCUUGAAUAUGUUGCACCGAAUGACUGGCAACUUAUGAUACAGUUCGCAAACGAACGAGACGAAGGACAUUAUGAAUGCCAGAUCAGUAGUCAUCCACCUUUGAUACUUCUUGUGUAUCUUACGGUUGUCGUCCCAUACAUCGUAAUAGCCGGAGAUGCUAGAGACGUUGCGACACCAGAAAAAUUUUACAAAGUAGGCAGCACCAUUGAGUUAAAAUGCAUCAUCGACAAAAUACCAAAUCGUUCCAGUUAUGUGCUGUGGAAGCAUGGCGAACGCUCGCUCAACUUUGAUACCAGUCGAGGUGGAAUUAGCGUUAAAACUGAUUUACAUACAGGCAAAGCUGUCAGCCGAUUAUACAUAGCGAAUGCGAAUCGACACGAUUCCGGGAACUAUUCCUGUGUCCUCUCCGACUUUGCUAAAGUCACGGUGGUGGUUCAUGUGCUCAACGGCGAGAAUCCAGCAGCGAUGCAGCACGCAAGCAGUAACCGAUGUUCACCAAUUGAUUGGGUACAUUUAUUCAACCUAAUUGCAACGAUUUUCUACUUUUUACGGUGACUGUAAUUGGCCUGAUUCCUCUAAGCACUCUCACACACACAAUUAUAGGAAGAAAAAAAGAGACUGCAUUGAUGAAGGUAAACGAAUAAAGCCCGAGCGAAUCAAACUUGAAACAUUUGUCAAGGGAAGGCAUCGUCAUUUAAGCGUACGACAUUAAUAUUGUCUAAAUGUAAGGCAGUAUUAAAGUGAAAUAAAGCGGAAAAAAAUUGCAGCCCAUUGAAAUUGGGCAGCCGACAAACGUUUCUAUAUAUAUAUAUACUCUCUAAUGCCAUCGUUCUACUUGCUUCACCAUGUAUAUAAGCGGAUAGGAUGUUCGCAUUAGAAACAGACACGAAAUUAUUUAGCAGUAACCAAACAACCGUAAUCGUCUUUAUGUAUGUGUAUGUUUGCGACAGGGAAAAAGGGAUGGGAAAUAUUCAACCAAAUCAAAAUCAAAUCAAGCUGAAAUUGAAGGAAGUCGAAAUAAACUACCACAUUUCAAUUGUUAAUCCCAUUUUCUUUCAUUCGUUUCUCUUCUUUUGUGUCUGUAUUUACUUCGAAAUAUUAGCAAUUGUCUACGAUGUGAUCUAUUUUUUUAGACAGUUGGCAAGAUUAUGACUUGUGGAUACAAUGCGACAUCAUUUCAAAAUAAAAAAAGGGAAAAAUUCGCACAAAUGUUUUUAUCGCAUGUCAUACUUGAUACUUGACAUUCUGUAAAUGAAAACCGUUUCGAUUAAAUUGGAUAUGCCCGUUGAUAUUGACAUUUGUGUGGGAUUUUUAUAUAAUAUGGCAUUAAAACUAUCAAAUAAGAAUCAAAAAGACAAUUUUAAAAAAAACUUAAGAUAAUACCCAUUGCUCAACACAAUGCAUGGCAUUUCAUUCAUACAUAUUUUGAAUAUGUUUUGUAAAGAGGAGUAUAAAAGAAGAAGAAACAAAAAAAAGUGUGGAAAAUUCAUCGAAUUGAAACCUUUCUUAACUUCAUAUGGUUCGAAUUUUUCGUUUGGAACUAUUUUAAAUCAAUGAAUUUAGGAUUAAGAGAGAAAUCACAGCGCUUGACAGAGCCUAAUUUUAAGAGAAUAUGGUUUAAUUCAAAUCAAAAUAUGUGUAAUAUUGGAAUUAAUUUAUUCAAAAUUAAAAAUGACAACGAUAAGAACAUAAAAUAAAAAAUGGCUUAAAAAAAUAUUUCAUCACACUUAUUCUAGCCAAAAAAAAAGUUUAUAGUAAAAUGAAAAGUAACUAAAUGUAUUAUGUAUAUACUUGACUUGGAAUUUUAAUAAUGGUUCUCAGUAUGAUGUGAAAUUAAGAUAUAUUAGGAAUGAUUUAAAAAGGAAAUUACAAAUUCAUCGACCUACACUGUUUUAAAUUGGAGGAGUGCAUACAAUGUUGCUAGCUAGCCAUUUAUAUCAGCUAUUGCUAUAGCGAUAUAAAAAUAGCUGCUAUUUAACGUAUCUCUUCGCUCGGACGCUGUGUAUGCUGGACAUAACAAUGGUCUUAUUGUUUGAAAUGUUUAACAUUUUAAAUCAUUUCAAAACAAUGACACCAUUGUUAUGUCGAGUAUACGCAGCGUCAGAGCGAAGAGAUGCGUUAAAUAGCAGCUACUUUUAUAUCGCUAUAGCAAUAGAUGAUAUAAAUGGCUAGCUAGCAACAUUGUAUGGAAGAAUGUAUGCAUUCUAUAUCCGAUUGUGAAAAUAGUAGUUGAGUGAUACAGCUUGACAAAUACCCCGGCUUGACACAUUUGAAAUAUGACAUUUUCGAUACAUAAAAUAAAUACGCGUAUAUGUGAAACUUAUUUAUUGAAUUACAUAUAUUAACGUAAAUGAUACUGCAUAUAAUGUUGUUAUACUAAUUAACGUUUGCUGUUAAUGAGCAUGAUUCAGUACAAAUAUUGUUAUAUAUUGUAAAUUACAAAUUUAUAAUCAAUAUUUGUAAUAAAUUGUUCUCAUUAUCCGCAAAUAAAAUGAAACACACACAAAAAUACACUAGAAUUAAAGUUUGUCAACAAAAAAGCAUGAUAUGAAUGGUAAUGAAAUUUAUUUGUUCAAACUGACACAAUGACAUAAUUAGAUGACAACUAGAAACCUAAUAAUUUAUGUAAUAGAUAUCAUGAAUGUCCUAUUUAAAUAUUUAAACAAAAAAAAAAAGAAGUAAGAAAAAGUUCAUAAAUACCCAACUUAUUCAUGAUACUAAUUAAAAUAAGAAUGUACAAUGAAGAAAAGAAUUACUAUAUGACGAUUGUUUGCUGAAAAAUUCACGAAAAAAAAGUGUGAAAGCAUCGACAUUAUUGACUUCAAACUAUACGAAACAUGCAUAUUCAUCCCAUACUUUAGCAAAAAAAAAAUAAUAAUAAAAUAAAAUAUAUCAUAUCUAUUCCAGAAAAAGAACAAGUUUUCACCAAGUAAUAUAUCGAAUACUUCUUUUUAUUCAGACUUUAACUCAGAACUGUGCCAACUCGUCUGAAAAUUCGGGCAGCUGAGCGUGAGUUGCGUGUGGCAACAUAGCAACGUUCAUUCAUUGCUUUUGUAAGACAGCGUAACAUUGAAAGAGAAGCUCUUUCGCUGACAUACAUACUCAAUGAAGGAAUAACAUUAUUCUGCCGCAUGAAACGCACACACCCAUUUUCAUUUGAAUUUAAUUUUUAAGCUUCGCUUCUUUGGCCACAUUCACAUUCAUUGAGAUCGCAAAAUAGAAGAGUUCAUUUCAUACCGCACGGGUACUGAAAUGCUGGUUUCAUUUAAGAUUUACUGUUUAUGUCACACAUGAUUAUCGAUCAUGAUAUAUAUUCAGUGGAAGCGUUAAAAAAUUAAAUGUAUUACUAUCGUGUUGAAAAUGUUAACUUGACAUACGUAAAAAAAUUAUUGAUAUUCAAACAGGGAGCGAAGGUCAUCAAAUUCUUAAACAGGCAUUUCAGUACCAUUUAGUGUAAUAUCCGAUUCCAUACAAAAUCCGAAACAAUCUUAAACUGGCAACGACAACACACAUUUUAACCAUAGUUUUAUAGUCCGCAUUCUAUUUACCCAAUUCGAUAUCUGUUGACUUAUGUAUCAUCGGUGAAAAUAACACAUGUAGAAAUACCGAAACAGUAAAUUUGUCGCUUAUUUAUAUUUGUAAGCAUUUGAAAAAUCCAAUCGACAAAUAUGAUUGUUGCAUAUAUAUCCCAUUUGGUGAGAGCAUACGUCUAAGAAAUGAUGGGAUAAAGGCAAAGGUAAAAAAAAACAUACAGUAACUUAUAAUAAAACUCGACUAUUUAUGCAGAAUCAAACUCAAUUCAAUGGAAACACAUAUACUAUAAAACUUGCAAAUGUUUGCACGAAAUACGAUAAGUCAGUUUAUAAUCAAAACCAUUAACGAUUAAAAUCGUUGAUGUGUGCGCUAUUCAACAACAAGAACAUAUACUCGUAGAUUAUAUUCAUAUAUUAUUUCUAUUGAUUAACUGAAAGGAAAGAAAUUGUGCUUAAGCUCUCAUCUUGUCCCUGUUUAAGAAACAUUUUUCGGUUACACUUAACUUCAAAGAUACUCUUCUCCUUGGUCUCUUUCAUUUCCCAAUUGUUCACAUUCCUCAAAGUAAUUUGCAAAAAAUUGAUCAACUUUUCUUGCUACUGCGCAAUUUAAACGAUUGCAU